This is a messenger RNA of Euleptes europaea (tarantolino), 768 nucleotides long. It is a transcript of the gene KRAS, whose product is annotated as KRAS proto-oncogene, GTPase. The transcript has 6 exons. Gene Ontology annotation, molecular function: GDP binding; GTP binding; GTPase activity. The coding region runs from base 32 to 664 and encodes 210 amino acids. NCBI's taxonomy places the organism in Eukaryota, Metazoa, Chordata, Lepidosauria, Squamata, Sphaerodactylidae. Gene Ontology annotation, biological process: Ras protein signal transduction. Gene Ontology annotation, cellular component: plasma membrane. The record is from RefSeq and is a predicted model, not a curated record.
AACCUGCCGAGGAGCAGAGAAGUAGCGUUGUAUGUACGUCCUGGAAGCGGCCAAGGCAGCUCGCGCGGGCAACGCAGACAGGGGCCUGCAGAAGAUGACAGAAUACAAGCUUGUGGUGGUCGGAGCUGGUGGCGUAGGCAAGAGCGCCUUGACGAUACAGCUAAUUCAGAACCAUUUUGUAGACGAAUACGAUCCAACAAUAGAGGAUUCGUACAGGAAACAAGUAGUCAUCGAUGGAGAAACCUGUCUCUUGGAUAUUCUGGAUACAGCCGGUCAAGAGGAGUACAGCGCGAUGCGGGACCAGUACAUGAGGACGGGAGAGGGCUUUUUAUGUGUAUUUGCUAUAAAUAACACAAAAUCUUUUGAAGAUAUUCACCAUUAUAGGGAACAAAUAAAAAGAGUGAAAGAUUCUGAAGACGUCCCCAUGGUGCUAGUAGGAAACAAAUGUGAUUUGCCUUCCAGAACUGUAGACACAAAACAAGCUCAGGACUUAGCAAGAAGUUACGGAAUCCCUUUCAUCGAAACGUCAGCAAAAACGAGACAGAGAGUGGAGGAUGCUUUUUAUACACUGGUGCGAGAGAUCCGUCAGUACAGACUGAGAAAACUCAGCAAAGAAGAAAAGACUCCCGGGUGCGUGACAAUUAAAAAAUGCCUUUUAAUGUGACAGGGGUGUUGACGAUGCCUUCUACACGUUAGUUCGGGAAAUCCGAAAGCACAAAGAAAAGAUGAGCAAAGAUGGGAAAAAGAAAAAAAAGAAGUCAAAGACAA